AUGGAUAGACGUACCCCCUACACCUUGAGUGUCCUGGAUGAUGGGACCAACAUCGCCGAGGAUUCACGCACUACCUAUCAAAAUCGUCUGCGGAAUUUCGUCCUUGAAUUCCAGCUGGAUAAUUCCUUCAUCUAUCGUGACCAAUUACGACAGAAUGCACUUGUGAAACAAUACUAUUGCGAUAUUGACAUCGCCCACCUAAUUUCCUACAACGAGGAGUUGGCACACAAACUCACCUCCGAGCCGGCUGAUAUCAUCCCUCUGUUUGAGUUAGCGCUCCAAGACUGCACUCGGCGUAUUGUCUACCCCGGCCAGCGGGACGUCAUCCUUCCUUCUCAUCAGGUUCUUCUUCACUCGUCGGCCACCCACAUUUCCAUUCGCGACCUUAAUGCCACCAAUAUCUCCCACCUGGUCCGAAUCCCAGGUAUCGUGAUUGGCGCUUCCACCAUUUCAUCCAAGGCGACCACAGUCCAUAUUCGUUGUAAGAACUGUGACCACAGCGAAAAUAUUCAUGUCGAUGGUGGCUUCUCCGGCCUUUCACUACCCAGAAGCUGUGGCCGCACCAGAAAUCCAGGCGACCAGCCCGAUGAGAAAUGUCCCUUGGAUCCGUACGUGGUACAUCACGAGAAAUGUCAAUUUGUGGACCAGCAGGUUCUCAAACUCCAAGAAGCACCUGAUCAGGUGCCAGUAGGUGAAUUGCCUCGCCAUGUCCUGAUUUCGGCCGAUCGCUACCUGGCGAACCGAGUUGUUCCUGGCUCCCGCUGCACAGUUAUGGGUAUUUUUUCGAUCUACCAAGCCAAGGGUCGCAAGGAGGCCGCGGUUGCUAUUCGCAAUCCUUAUCUGCGUGCGGUGGGCAUCAACACUGACCUGGAUCAAACUGCCAAGGGCAGCGCAGUCUUCUCCGAAGAGGAAGAGCAAGAGUUCCUAGAACUCAGCCGCCGCCCUGAUCUGUAUGACGCCCUUGCCCGGAGUAUUGCCCCCUCCAUCUACGGUAACGUCGACAUCAAGAAGGCCAUCGUUUGUCUAUUGAUGGGGGGAUCCAAAAAGAUUCUCCCCGAUGGAAUGAAGCUGCGUGGUGAUAUCAACGUCCUCAUGCUUGGUGACCCUGGUACCGCCAAGUCUCAGCUGUUGAAGUUCGUUGAAAAAGCCGCUCCUAUCGCGAUCUACACUUCCGGAAAGGGUUCCUCUGCGGCUGGUUUGACUGCCUCUGUCCAACGAGACCACUCUACUCGCGAGUUCUACCUUGAAGGCGGUGCCAUGGUUCUGGCUGAUGGUGGUGUGGUUUGUAUAGAUGAGUUUGACAAAAUGCGCGAUGAGGACCGAGUGGCCAUUCACGAGGCCAUGGAACAACAGACUAUCUCCAUCGCAAAGGCUGGAAUCACCACAAUUCUCAACUCCCGGACAUCAGUCCUGGCAGCAGCUAACCCGGUUUUCGGACGAUAUGAUGACCUGAAGACCCCCGGUGAGAACAUCGAUUUCCAAACGACCAUUCUCUCCCGUUUUGAUAUGAUCUUCAUCGUUCGUGACGACCACGAGCGAAGCCGUGACGAAAAUAUUGCACGUCACGUUAUGGGUGUGCACAUGGGUGGUCGUGGUAUGGAGGAGCAAGUGGAAGCUGAGAUCCCAGUUGAUCAGAUGAAGCGCUACAUCAGUUACUGCCGCAGUCGCUGUGCCCCUCGUUUGUCCCCCGAGGCGGCCGAGAAACUCUCAUCCCAUUUCGUCACCAUCCGUAAACAGGUACAUCGCACCGAGCUUGAAUCUAACACUCGGUCUUCCAUUCCCAUCACCGUCCGUCAACUGGAAGCCAUCGUUCGUAUUACGGAAUCCUUGGCCAAGCUUUCACUGUCUCCAAUUGCCACCGAGGCCCAUGUCAACGAGGCGAUCCGUCUAUUCCUGGCAUCUACUAUGGAUGCCAUUACUCAGGGUGAUGGCCAGGGCAGCAAGGAGCUCAUGGAAGAAGCUACCAAGAUUGAAGACGAACUAAAGCGCCGUCUGCCCCUCGGCUGGAGCACCAGUCUAGCGACACUGCGCCGGGAGUUUGUUGACGGCAAAGGAUACACUGAGCAAGCGCUCAACCGGGCAUUGGUGAUUCUGCAGCGGCGGGAGACCGUUCAGAUUCGCUCCGGUGGUUCUCAGAUCUACCGAAACAAUCCUUGA
Penicillium macrosclerotiorum is the source of this 2157-nucleotide messenger RNA. Its product is annotated as MCM DNA helicase complex subunit MCM5. Gene Ontology annotation, molecular function: ATP binding; single-stranded DNA binding; DNA replication origin binding. The coding region runs from base 1 to 2157 and encodes 718 amino acids. NCBI's taxonomy places the organism in Eukaryota, Fungi, Ascomycota, Eurotiomycetes, Eurotiales, Aspergillaceae. The record is from RefSeq and is a predicted model, not a curated record. Gene Ontology annotation, cellular component: nucleus; MCM complex. The transcript has 4 exons. Gene Ontology annotation, biological process: DNA replication initiation; DNA replication; double-strand break repair via break-induced replication.